Molecule: messenger RNA, 423 nt
Organism: Miscanthus lutarioriparius
Lineage: Eukaryota; Viridiplantae; Streptophyta; Magnoliopsida; Poales; Poaceae
Source: the annotation of a GenBank genome assembly
AUGGCCCAUCGCGCAGCCCAGGUGUGCCUCUUGGCAGGCAGAAGCAGUGGCGGCUGGGUAUCGGAGAACACGCGCUCACGCUUGGCCGUAGAGCGGUCGCUCACUCGCUCGGCAGACGACGGCGUUCGCUCCGCCUCCGCGCUCCAACCUCUACCGGUCCGCCCUCCAGGUCCAAGGCGGCUCGACGGCGAGCGGCGGCGCUCAGGCCUCAAGCUCAAGGGCAAGGCGGCUCGACUGGCGGGCGGCGGCCCUGCGCGGCUGCUGCUCCCGAGCGGCCGAAGCGCGGGCGGGCCAGCGGCCAGCCGCCCAGCGCGCUGCGCGGCUGCCUUCCCCUGGCGCUGGCGGCAGCCGGCUGGCCUGGGGCCUGGGCUGGGCGCCUGGACAGAGCUUGCUCUGCUGCUGCAGUCUGCAGAUCUACAGUGA